CUCCAAUCCAACCUUCUUUCUUUCUUACCAGCAUAUUCGUCCUUUUCCAUCCUCAAGUCAUCAUAAAAGCAGGCGAUCCUUUGGGAUCAGCCUUUUCCAAGUCCAUAGACAUUGGCUACUAGGCCAGGACUAUUGUAGGUCUGUUGAAAGCUACCUUACAGGUUCACAUCCUCAAUUGUCUCCAAGCUCAGACGCUAAUCAUCAAACAUAAACACAGAUUAGCGUUUGACACUCACAGUAUGACGAGUAUGACGAAAGGUUAUUACGAGCUCGACCCUGACGGAGAUAUCAUCCUCUUUUUUACCACGACUGAUGAGGUACGUCAUGUACUUUCGCUGCAUGGAUGCGAUCUGCACCCCUUCGUUCAGCCAAUUCUUCAGGACGUUCAGAACCGUCUGAGGGACCUUGAACUUAGCGAUUUCAAGGAUGAAUCGAAAGCGUCGGGCGGAAAGUCUCCACGGCCUCUUCCUAGUGAGGGGACGUACCCCAGUCUUUCUCGGAUUACACUUACUUCCCGAGCCAAAUUGAACUUUGGUACGGCUCACGCAAGUGACGCAGUGAUUCAAGGCCAGAAUGGCGGCAACCGAGAACUACAAUGUUGCUGUGUCCAAACGGGUCUGAUUUAUGAUUGCCAAGGUUUACUGCUUCGUGCAGAAGUGGAAAGAACAUCAAUACACCAAGAAGCAUCUCAUUAACCUCUAGGUGUUGAUGUCGGGUGGGAUCGCGCCUUUGGGAACGGAGCAUCGUGGACGAACUUUGGACGCAGAAAAUCCCACCACAUCAGAGAGCAGAUAUCCUCCUUGACAGUCAAGACCGAGGCAAAUCGG
This is a messenger RNA of Aspergillus novofumigatus IBT 16806, 827 nucleotides long. RefSeq lists its product as uncharacterized. The transcript has a single exon. The record is from RefSeq and is a predicted model, not a curated record. NCBI's taxonomy places the organism in Eukaryota, Fungi, Ascomycota, Eurotiomycetes, Eurotiales, Aspergillaceae. The coding region runs from base 240 to 695 and encodes 151 amino acids.